AUGGGUAGCUUUGCAUCGCGCCAGGUCAGGUCGAUGGACGCACGGAGCCGAACAAGCCAGCACAUGGAAACUUUCCACCCCAAGAAAAUGGUCACAGACAUAAAAUGCGCUAUGUGUGGAGGACACCGUUCUAAGAAGCAACAUAAAGAAUCUAGUGGCAUCCUAGAUCAUUUUAUCUGCUCGAGACAGCAAUGUAUGGAGUUCAAAAAUCUCCUUGCUGCCUCGCUCCAUGGCAGACCGGUUAUUAUAGAGAACCAUUACCAUUAUCUUGAGAAAAGAUCGCAGACAGCCAUGCCAUCUGGUUUUGCUGAGCUGCCGGGUGAGAGCUCAACAGUUCGCGCGGAGCUGCCUGGGUACUCUGUCCACAAUACGCAUGCGGAAUAUCUGGCCGGGAUGGAGGACACGCCUCCUGCUGUGGAUGUCUCCACUAAACCAUCGAUGAAACAUAUGAAGGGCCAUGCAUAUGUAUAA
Messenger RNA from Ilyonectria robusta, 471 nucleotides. RefSeq lists its product as uncharacterized. The record is from RefSeq and is a predicted model, not a curated record. The coding region runs from base 1 to 471 and encodes 156 amino acids. The transcript is spliced from 2 exons. Lineage: Eukaryota; Fungi; Ascomycota; Sordariomycetes; Hypocreales; Nectriaceae.